AGAUUCAAAUUUGAUAUCGUAAGUAUAAAAUUCUUUCUCCAGAAACAAUAUGUUGGGAACUAUAAGUUCCUCCUGCUGAGACAUUGAGGACUAAUUUGGUGCAUUGUACUCGAGACGAGUAGCAUCUGCAUUUUGAAGGUAAUGGGAGAAGGGAAGGUUAAGAGUCCGCUUAUAGCUAGUGAUGGUGUUGAACUUACAGAAGUCGAUGUAAAGGGCUUUGGAAAAAAUGAAAUGAAGGACUUACUAGAUAGACUUAUGAAGAUUCCGGAGAAGGACAAUGAAGGAUUUUUGCUAAAGCUCAAGCAACGACUAGAUAGAGUUGGACUUGAGGUUCCAACUAUUGAAGUCCGGUUUGAAGAUCUAACUGUUAGUGCAGAAGCUUAUGUUGGUAGCAGAGCAUUGCCUACUAUACAAAAUUCAUGUGCUAAUAUGGUCGAGGGUUUCUUGAGUUAUCUUCACAUUCUUCCCACUCGAAAGAAACCAUUACCUAUUCUUCAGGAUGUCAGUGGUAUUAUCAAGCCUGGCAGAAUGGUGCUGCUUUUAGGUCCUCCGAGUUCAGGGAAAACAACUUUACUUCUAGCUUUGGCAGGAAAACUUGGAUCAGAUUUACAGGUAUCCGGGAAAGUAACUUACAAUGGAUGUGAGUUGAAUGAGUUUGUGCCACAAAGGACAUCGUCGUACAUAAGUCAACAUGAUAAUCACAUGGGAGAAAUGACGGUCAGAGAAACAUUAGAUUUUUCAGCAAGAUGUCAAGGGGUUGGAUCUCGUUAUGAUAUGUUGGUAGAACUAUCAAGGAGAGAAGAGGAAGAAGAUAUCAAAGCAGACCCUGACAUUGAUAUGUACAUGAAGGCAACAUCACUAGAAGGGCAAGAUGUUAGUUUAUUGACUGACUAUACUUUGAAGAUUUUGGGACUUGAAGAUUGUGCUGACACCGUUGUUGGGAAUGAAAUGAUAAGAGGUAUUUCUGGAGGAGAGAAGAAGAGAUUGACAGCAGGGGAGAUGAUGGUUGGACCAGUAAGAGCAUAUUUUAUGGAUGCCAUAUCGAAUGGUUUGGAUAGUUCAACAAGCUAUCAGAUUGUAAAUUCAAUUAGGCAAUCUAUCCACAUUCUUGAAGGGACGGCUGUUAUCUCACUCCUCCAACCGGCACCAGAAACUUAUGAAUUGUUUGAUGACAUUAUCCUGCUUUCAGAUGGAAAAAUAGUUUAUCAAGGACCCUGUGAAAAUGUGCUAGAGUUCUUUGAGUUGAUGGGAUUUAAAUGUCCUGAAAGAAAAGGAGUUGCUGACUUCUUACAAGAAGUGACAUCAAGGAAAGACCAAGAGCAAUAUUGGAUGAACAGAGAUAAAGGGUAUAGUUUCGUAAGUGCAACUGAAUUUGCAGAAAAAUUCCGGUCCUUUCAUGUUGGUGUGGAACUAAGUAAUGAUCUUGCAAAUCCAUUUGACAAAGCGAAGGGCCAUCCUUUAGCUUUAACAAAUAAGAAAUAUGGCGCUAACAAGAAGGAUCUUCUGAUAUCUUGCAUAUCUAGGGAAUACUUGCUUAUGAAGAGAAACUCCUUUAUCUUCAUUUUCCAAAUUAUACAAAUCAUCUUUGUUUGUUCUGUGGCAAUGACGGUUUUUCUAAGAACCAAUAUGCACAAGAAAACUGAGGAAGAUGGUCAACUUUACCUUGGGGCUCUUUAUUAUACAGUAAUCACUGUGAUGUUUAAUGGACUAUCUGAAAUCGCCUUGAGCACCAUGAGACUUCCUGUAUUUUACAAGCAAAGAGAACUUCUGUUUUUUCCAGUUUGGGCAUACUCAAUACCUACAUGGAUCCUUAAAAUCCCUGUCACACUCUGGGAAGUUGUACUUUGGGUCUGUUUGACUUAUUAUGCCAUUGGAUACGAACAAGACUUUGAAAGAAUCAUUGGACAUAUUCUUGUGCUCCUUUGUGCUCAUCAAAUGGCCUCAGCACUAUAUCGGUGCAUAUCUGCUAUAGGAAGAAGCAUGAUUGUUGCCAACACCUUGGGCUCAUGUACAUUACUUGCAGUACUUGCUUUAGGUGGAUUUGUUCUGUCAAAAGAUAACAUCCAUCCAUGGUGGAUAUGGGGUUACUGGAGUUCACCGUUAAUGUACGCGCAGAAUGCUAUUGCAGUAAAUGAAUUUCUUGGGAAGAGUUGGAGACAUGUUCUUCCAAACUCAAAUGAACCACUAGGAGUGACUGUCAUGAAGACACGUGGACUUAUGCCAGAUGCAUACUGGUAUUGGCUAGGAAUAGGAGCAUUGGUUGGAUAUAUGUUCUUAUUUAAUUUACUCUCUGCCACUGCUCUCGCCUAUUUCAACCCAAUUGGGAGGCCCCAGGCAAUUCUAAGUGAAGAAACUUUGGCUGAGAGGACCUCGUCAGGAAGAGACUUGACAGCCUGUGCAAUGUUCACAACCAACGGUAGCAUGGAUUUAACAUCCAAAAAGAAGCAUGGGAUGAUUCUUCCUUUCCAACCCCUUUCAAUCUGUUUCAAUGAUAUUAAGUAUGCAGUGGAUGUUUCACAGGAAUUAAAGGCUCAAGGUUUCCUUGAAGACCGGCUAGAAAUAUUAAAAGGUGUUAGUGGUGCAUUCAGACCAGGAGUUCUUACAGCUCUAAUGGGUGUUAGUGGAGCUGGAAAGACCACUCUGAUGGAUGUGUUGGCUGGAAGAAAAACAUGUGGUUAUACUGAGGGAACAAUUACGAUAUCUGGCUACCCUAAGAAGCAAGAAACUUUUGCUCGUAUAGCAGGAUACUGUGAGCAGACAGAUAUUCACUCUCCUUAUGUAACAGUUUACGAGUCUCUUCAAUAUUCAGCAUGGCUUCGGCUGCCUCCUGAAGUUGAUAAUAUAACAAAAAAGAUGUUUGUUGAGGAAGUUAUGGAGCUUGUGGAGCUGACCCCCUUGAAAGGAGCCCUUGUAGGACUGCCAGGUGUAGAUGGUCUCUCAACCGAGCAACGCAAAAGGUUAACUAUCGCAGUUGAGUUGGUGGCUAACCCAUCCAUAAUAUUCAUGGAUGAGCCAACCUCAGGUCUUGAUGCCAGGGCAGCAGCAAUAGUGAUGAGAACUGUGAGAAACACGGUGGAUACAGGCAGAACAGUGGUGUGCACUAUCCACCAGCCAAGCAUUGACAUAUUUGAUGCUUUUGAUGAGUUGAUUUUACUAAAAUCCGGAGGUGAAGAAAUAUAUGUUGGACCAUUAGGCCAUCAGUCUUCCGAUCUUAUUGAAUACUUUGAGGCAAUCAAUGGAGUUCCUAAAAUAAAAGAUGGUUAUAAUCCAGCAACCUGGAUGUUGGAUGUAACAUCAAAAGGACAAGAAGAAGCACUAGGAGUUAAGUUUGCUGAAGUGUACAAAAAAUCAGAAUUAUAUAGGAAGAACAAGGAAUCUAUAGAGGCAAUUAGCAAACCAAUACCUGGUUCUCAGGAUCUACAAUUCGCUACACAGUACUCGCAAUCUUUCUUCACUCAAUGCAUAGCUUGCCUCUGGAAACAACACUGGUCGUACUGGCGAAAUACUAACUACAGUGCUAUAAGAAUUCUAUUCGCAAUUUUCACAGGAUUACUCUUUGGGACUAUAUUCUGGAAUGUUGGUCCAGUAAGGGGAACAAAGCAAAAUCUCUUCGACUCCAUGGGCUCCAUGUAUGCAGCGGUUAUAUUUCUUGGCAUACAGAGUGCUUCAUCAGUACAGCCAGUUGUUGGUGUAGAAAGAACUGUCUUUUAUAGAGAAAGAGCAGCUGGGAUGUAUUCAGCUAUUCCAUAUGCAAUUGGACAGGUUUUAAUCGAGCUUCCAUACGGUUUUAUCCAAACAAUCCUCUAUGGCGUCAUAGUUUAUGCAAUGCUCGGAUUCGAGUGGACAGCUGCCAAGUUCUUCUGGUAUAUUUUCUUCAUUUACUUCACCUUGUUGUACUUCACCUUUUACGGAAUGAUGACAGUAGCAGUCACUCCAAACCACAACAUUGCUGCUGUAUUUUCAACAUUCUUUUACGGAUUGUGGAAUCUUUUCUCUGGUUUUAUCAUUCCAGUAACAAGAAUACCAGUGUGGUGGAAAUGGUGCUACUACACUUGCCCUAUUUCUUGGACAUUGUAUGGAUUACUUGGUUCACAAUUCGGCGACAUUGAAGAAAAACUUGAAACUGGUGAAACGGUGGCACAAUUCAUCAAGAGCUACUUUGAGUAUGAUCAUGACUUUGUGGGAUGUGUAGCACUUAUUAUAGUUGGGUUAGCAUUUCUAUUUGGAAGCAUCUUUGCCUUGUCAAUCAAGUCAUUUAACUUCCAGAAACGAUAAGAGUUGGACAUAUCGUCGUAGACCAACUUUGGAGUGGGAGCUGAGCGGAAUAGUCAAGUGUUUACUUGUUAUCUGUUACGUUGGUGAGAAAAAACGCAAAGUACAUUAGUAAUUACAUUGUGAGUUUUUCCCAA
Molecule: messenger RNA, 4409 nt
Organism: Daucus carota subsp. sativus
Lineage: Eukaryota; Viridiplantae; Streptophyta; Magnoliopsida; Apiales; Apiaceae
Product: pleiotropic drug resistance protein 1
Exons: 23
Coding region: 142-4275 (1377 amino acids)
Cellular component (GO): membrane
Molecular function (GO): ATP binding; ABC-type transporter activity; ATP hydrolysis activity
Source: RefSeq, a predicted model, not a curated record